CACUCUCCAAGCUAUUGGUAGUCGCUAUCCACUGUGUUCCAGGAAAAAGAGAACCGAAGAUGAUCGGAAACAUCGUCGGCGGUGUGGUGGGAGGUGUGGGCGGUGUGGUGGGCGGCAUCCUCGGGGGGUCGAAGGGAGUGCAGGUGAAGGGCACGGUGGUGCUGAUGCAGAAGAACGUGCUCGACUUCAACGACUUGGCCGGCAACGUCAUCGACGGCCUCUUCGAGCUCCUCGGCCAAGGAGUUACCUUCCAGCUCGUGAGCGCCACCGUCGGCGACCCCGACAAUGGGAACCGAGGAGUCGUCGGGGAGGCCGCCUCGUUGCAGUAUCUCGGCCAUCUGCCCUCCCUUGCAGCCGGUGAAAGCAAAUACAGCGUGACGUUCCAGUGGCAGGAGAAUCACGGGAUUCCUGGCGCCGUCAUCGUCAAGAACAAGCACGCUACUCAGUUCUUCCUCAAGACGUUGACGCUGGACAACUUUCCCGGCAAGGGCCGGAUCCACUUCGUCUGCAACUCCUGGGUCUACCCUGCAAGCAAGUACAAAUAUGACCGUGUCUUCUUCGCCAACACCACGUACCUCCUAGCAGACACACCGGAGCCGCUGAAACCAUACAGACAAGAUGAGCUGCGAAACUUGAGGGGGCAAGACGUCACCGGGGAGCUGAAAGAAUGGGACCGUGUAUACGACUAUGCGUACUACAACGAUCUCGGAAGUCCCGAUCAGGGCGCGAACCACGUCCGGCCGAUCCUCGGAGGGUCGGCUGAGUACCCUUACCCUCGUCGUGGGAAGACCGGCCGCGCACCGACGAAGACCGAUCCCAAGACCGAGAGCAGACUGCCACUGCUGAACUUGAACAUCUAUGUGCCCCGAGAUGAGCGAUUCGGGCACCUUAAAAUGGGUGACUUCCUCACCUACGCAAUCAAAGCCAUCUCCACCGGGCUGCUCCCAACACUGCAAGCCAUAUUCGAUAUAACCCCGAACGAGUUCGACUCGUUCGAGGAAGUACUGAGCCUCUAUGAGAACGGCCUUCCGGUGCCUCAGAUUCCUCUGCUGGAUGAGCUGAGACAGAGGAUCCCUUUCGAGAUGAUAAGAGAACUGCUACGCACUGAGAAGGGCCAGAACUUCCUCAAGCUCCCGAAGCCCCACGUGAUUCAAGUCGAUAAGAAUGCUUGGCGAACGGACGAAGAGUUUGGCCGCGAAAUGCUUGCCGGCGUGGACCCUCUCAUCGUCAGCCGCCUUGACAAUUUCCCUCCCAUCAGCCAGCUCGAUUCUGACAAGUAUGGCAACCAACACAGCACGAUCACAGCAGCCCACAUCGAGCACAACCUUGAAGGCCUGACUGUUGACGAGGCACUGAGGAGCUACAGGCUCUUCAUCUUGGACCAUCAUGAUGCUUUGAUGCCAUAUCUUGGUCGCAUAAACUCCGGUUCGAAUAAGAUAUACGCCACGAGGACUCUGCUAUUCCUGAAGGAGGAUUCUACUCUGAAGCCACUGGCCAUCGAACUCAGCUUACCACACCCUGAUGGAGAACAAUUUGGCGCCGUCAGCAAAGUGUACACACCGGCUGAAACCGGCGUCGAGGGUUCCAUCUGGCAGUUGGCGAAGGCCUACGUCGACGUCAACGACUCCGGCGUCCACCAGCUCAUCAGCCACUGGCUCAAUACGCACGCGGUUCUGGAGCCGUUCGUGAUCGCCACGAAUCGACACCUGAGCGUCGUCCACCCGAUCAGCAAGCUUCUGACGCCGCACUAUCGCGACACGAUGAACAUCAACGCGUUGGCUCGCCAGACGCUCAUCAAUGCCGGCGGGAUCCUGGAGACGACCGUCUUCCCAGGGAAGUACGCCAUGGAGAUGUCUGCCGUCAUCUACAGAAACUGGAACUUCGUCGAGCAAGCUCUCCCUACCGAGCUGAUAAAGAGAGGAGUUGCGGUGCAGGAGGGCGACGGGCUUCGACUACUGAUCAAGGACUACCCCUACGCGGUGGAUGGGCUAGCAAUAUGGAACGCGAUCCAGACAUGGGUGACCGAGUACUGCUCGAUCUACUACCCGAGCGACGAGGCCGUGAAGGCCGACACCGAGCUGAGGGCCAUCCAAAUGUCAAGCGAUCAUCAGAUCCACUUCGGCGGACCCUUGACAACUGGGCCCCCCGCCUCGGGGGAACACCCCCUACAUAAUGAAACCCACGACAAACGCCCCGCGGCGGUGUCAGAACGCUACUGGCAACUGUUCAAUGACCCAGGCUUGACGCCUCCCGGCGAUACACCCGCCGGCCCGUCGCAAGUGUCACCCGAGGCCUUCCAUGACCUCGCCCACCAAGUCCGAGCCCUGACAAGCAUCGUGCAGACUAUCGUCCCGAUCGUCUCCCCGCAAGCCCCUUCGCAUGCGACCCGACCCACGCAGCAACGGGAGCCCCCUGUCCGGACUCACGCCCCGCUUCCAGAGCUUCCUAUCUCACCCCGAAACCCCGCAACUCGACCCGGGAGCCGGGAGGCGGAGGAUACGGCGAGCCGCCUCGAGCCCGAGGCUCCGACCGCCGACUCGACGAAUGCCUUGCGAGCUCAGCUGCGCCUCGUCAGUCAAAAACUAGACGAGGUACAACAGGAAGUCCGCAAGUCAAAAGGGGAGCUCGGGGUGGACGGACACCAAGGAUCCCCGUUCACCCCCGAAAUACAAGAACAGACGAUCCCGCCGCAUUUCCGCCUCCCCUUGCUAGACGCAUACGACGGCGCCGCUGACCCAGCGGACCACGUGGCCGCUUUCCGCGCUCAGAUGGCACUGUAUGGGACUUCUGACGCUUUGAUAUGCAGGGCGUUCCCGACGACUCUGCGGGGGCCAGCCCACGCAUGGUACAGCAGCCUGAAGCCCGGGACCGUCGCCUCCUUCGAUCAGCUCGCCAAGGAUUUCGAGCUUAACUUCUUGGCCUAUGUCCGACCGAAGCCGUCCAUGGCGCUGCUCCUCGGACUCAACCAGAAGGAGGACGAGCCCCUCUCUCAUUUUGUGAACCGCUUUACGACGUUCUUCUGGUCGCUCGUGGAGCGGCCCCCCGCCGCGGUCCCCGAAAUGCUCCAGCGUGCCAGUCAAUUCGUCGCCGCGGAGACUUGGAUGGCUGGGAAGCGGGAGGAUCACAAAAAGGUCAAGUCAGAGCCGCCCCGACAGCCACAACCCCUCGCCUCCCGGCGGAGGACUAACAGACCAGAAUCAGGACCUCCUCCUCCCGCCUUGAAUUCGUCCCAAACCGAAAUUUUCCUGCACGAGAAGGGGAAGGGGCUGCUCAAGGACCCUCACCCGAUGAGGAACCCGCGGGAGCUCGUGGACUGUUCAAGGUAUUGCCGAUUCCAUCGACAGCACGGGCACGACACUGAACAGUGCUACGAGUUGAAGAGGCAAAUCGAGGAGCUUAUCCUCAGAGGACACCUCGGCCAGUAUCUCCGGCCGAACAAGGAGCGGUCACCCCGACCGGAGGGCCCCAUCGAGUGA
Messenger RNA from Musa acuminata subsp. malaccensis (wild Malaysian banana), 3476 nucleotides. Its product is annotated as linoleate 9S-lipoxygenase 6. Gene Ontology annotation, biological process: lipid oxidation. The record is from RefSeq and is a predicted model, not a curated record. Lineage: Eukaryota; Viridiplantae; Streptophyta; Magnoliopsida; Zingiberales; Musaceae. Gene Ontology annotation, molecular function: protein binding; oxidoreductase activity, acting on single donors with incorporation of molecular oxygen, incorporation of two atoms of oxygen; metal ion binding.